Leptinotarsa decemlineata (Colorado potato beetle) is the source of this 1127-nucleotide messenger RNA. It is a transcript of the gene Cngl, whose product is annotated as Cyclic nucleotide-gated ion channel-like. Gene Ontology annotation, molecular function: protein-containing complex binding; intracellularly cyclic nucleotide-activated monoatomic cation channel activity. Gene Ontology annotation, biological process: monoatomic ion transport; transmembrane transport. The record is from RefSeq and is a predicted model, not a curated record. Gene Ontology annotation, cellular component: membrane. Lineage: Eukaryota; Metazoa; Arthropoda; Insecta; Coleoptera; Chrysomelidae.
AAGCAUCUACUAUUAAUUUAUUAUUUCAAGAUUAAUGAGAGCCCCAACGAUCGAAGGGUAUGCGGCAAGGCACAGUAAACUUUCGAAAAGCGUAACCUUCAACAGAAAUACUCUCCAAAGUCCUCCAAGUAGCGCAACGAUUACAGAAAGUCCGCAAAGUUUGUUCCAGUUUGGGAAUACGCCUACAGAUAAUGCAUUGGAAGAUAUGCAAGAGCAAGAACACACACGAGAGUUGAACCGAUGUGAAAAUCAGAUUGUGACGAAUAAGACCAACCAUCAAGUUAAAUUAAUAAAAGGGUCAUUAGAUGAUGAACAACAAUAUUUUGCUGAUAUUUUGAUGGCUAUCAAACAAGUAAUGAGUUCGCAUUUGCACGACAUUCAAGAGAAAUAUCAGCAGAAAUUCGAAAAACUAGAAGAAGAAAUGAAAGCCAAAGAUGCAAUCAUCACACAACUCAAAGCACAUAUCUGUGAACUGGAACAAACCGGCGAGGAUUCCUUUACACUGAGUGACUCUCUUGAUACCGUUAUAAGUAGAGACAAGCAAUCCUGGGAGGAACCAAGUAAUGACGAACAAGAAGAACUAGAAGACCUACCCCGUCCAAUCCAUGCAUGGUCACCACCACCACACAACGUAGUUUUAGAUAUUGAUUCCACUACGGAUACAGAGUCAGACGUUGGAGAAACUUCAGAGACAGAACAAAUUGACUUUGAUCCGGUUGAAUAUGAAAACUCCAGCAACAACUGGGAAAUCGAACUUUUAGCCGCACAAAUGAGAGAUAGGCGCUCAGCAAGUUUGGACCAUAGCGCAGGACGACCUCUCAGAAAGAGAUUCGUCAAAGGAUCAUCCAUGGACCAUGAAUGAUAUAAAGCAUUUUGUAAAAUUGUGAUAGAAACUCGAUGGAAAUAUUUUCUGGGUUCUUACUAUUUGUUUAAUGGACAAUGCGACACUUGAACUGAAUCUAGAGACAUUGCGACACCUGAACAGUUUCGAAUAUUUCAAAUCAUAGAUUCAAUGGUUUCAAGAUCAACAGAACAAACACAUGGCAAAAAAUUGAAUUUCUUAGAAACAGAGUGCCUUGUACAUUGUGGUGAAGAUUUUUCCGAAAUUAAAGUUUAGUAUUGAGAAA